Paramecium sonneborni is the source of this 519-nucleotide messenger RNA. Lineage: Eukaryota; Ciliophora; Oligohymenophorea; Peniculida; Parameciidae. The record is from the annotation of a GenBank genome assembly.
UAUUUAAUAUUAAUGAGAAUAGCAAAAGAUGGAGAAUAUCCAUAUUUUCAUCAUUUAAAAAAUACAAUCGAUGAGAAAACUCAAAAACUCUUUGACAAAGAUGUCUUGAAUGAAUAAGAAAGAAAUACUGCUGCUGAUCUUUAUAUAGAAUACAAUAAAAAUAUAGCAGAUGUUAAUAAAUUUUUAUUAUUAGAAUAUGCAGUAUUGCAAAAUAAAGUAUUGAUUUAAUUAAUUUAUAAGAUAACUAAAUGUCUUAGAAGUCGUUGUUAUGAUGAUAUUUAUAAAGAUAGAUAAUCAAUAAGAUUUUGUGUAAUAGAAUGUACUCAAGGUCUGAAAGAUGCUGAUAAAUUUGUUUAAGGAUAGUUUCAAUAAUUGAGAGAUGAGUUUUAAGAAUGUAUGGAAAAGACAAAUACAGGAUAAUGGAUGAUUUCAGGUGUUUUCUAAUGUUAUCAUAAUUUAAAUGAAAGGUUUUCAUAAUUAAAAUUAAACAUAAGAGAAGAAUUCAAUUAUUAUUAAUGA